CCAAUAUGGCGGCAACAACGAAUUGUGUUGAACAUUGGGGAGAACUCGAUCCUCCUUUGCCAAAAACAGCCGGCCUACACGUUGAAAUGACGGAGCCUAAAGCUGCAGAUUACGAAAUACCAAGACUGCAUCAGCCAUCUUCGGAACACUUCCCACCAAAAGACGAAUUGCCAAUGAAGUUUAUGGCGUCUGUCAAACCGCCACUUGAUAAACACUCACAGAACCUAACACUACACUGUAUUGAACUACAGCAUCACAAACGACGUAUGCGCCUGAUGUUAAUGGCAGCCCAACAUCAACAUGGAGAGGGAACGAAAUCAGAUGGUGCUGAAGCUCCUUCUCUUCCUGCUCAUCCACCAAGAUCCAAGCGAUUCUGCUCCAGUCAUGGAAUUGUCACACCACCUAUGCAAACCACUAUUCUCUCACGAGCUCAAGAAACUGUAAACCCUCAUGAACCUCAUUCUGCCCUUACAUGUGCAGAGCUAGACAGUGCUUCCAACAGACAUUUGUUGAUGAAGUCAGUAGCUACCUUAUGUGCUCUUGCAGGAUUUGAUAUGGCCAGUGAAUCUUCUCUGGAAAUACUAACAGACAUCCUAGAUGACUUUAACACCAAGCUCUGUCGUCUUUUGAGAAUGAGUGUUGAUAAUAAUGCAUUAGGUGGAAGAACAGGUUUUCCAGAUGCCAUGGAGUAUGCUCUGCACGAGAUUGGGUUAGGUGGAUGUGCUGCUAUUCAUAAGUACUGGGUGCAAGGAAUACAGGAUUAUGCCGUAAAACUAGAUCAAGAGGAUAUGGAGAUGAUACAGGAAUACAAGGCUUUGAUUGAUCCAUCAGCUAGGAAAUCUGCAACGGUUUCUAGUGGAGGAAACUCUCAAGGAUGCAUAGUCAAAGAUGAAGUGGAACUGAAAGGAAGUGGAUUAUCAUGUAAAACAUCUGUUGGGACAGACACAUCAGACCAGGGCCCAGAGUUAUCACUUUUAAGUCCAUAUGGGAUGGUUUCCAGUGGAACCAAUACUGGAGAAGGAAAUAGCGAUCCCACCUCACCCCAGUGGGGAAUGUCAUAUAUUAAGACUGAAGGUGAAGAAGAUGAGUCAUACGAGGACCCAAUGAAUGUUGUUCCGAAAACGCCACAGUCAUAGUGGACAGGAAAAAAAGCGUCAAGAACAGAGCACAUUCUUAGGACUCUCUUAUAGACGCUGAAACUACGACCAUGGUAUUUCAAGCGGUCUCGUUUAAACGAGAAAUUCAUCAUCCUGGAGAGUGUUACAGAGCUCUUUAAAUUCUGUCGUCGAAAAACAGAUUCGCUCGAGAGUAGUAAUAGGAGGCACUGUAGUCUAGUAGUAUUCCAACCAAGAACAAACGGGCAUUACCAAAUAUGGCUAACAAGAUGGCGGUUUGAGCUGUAACACAAUUUUCAUGUUGUCACGCCGUCGCGAAAGGGUGUUACAGGGGGAUGUCACGCAGAAAGUCAUAAAUGAGUUAGGCGGGAAAACAUAAUUUGUAUAGUUAUCUUUCCGAUGUUCAAAUACGUGACACGUGAAAUAUUGCAGUGAUUACAAAUAUUGCAAGAUGGUUAUAUGAUAGAAAUUUUUAAUUUU
Messenger RNA from Pocillopora verrucosa, 1595 nucleotides. Its product is annotated as STAGA complex 65 subunit gamma. Lineage: Eukaryota; Metazoa; Cnidaria; Anthozoa; Scleractinia; Pocilloporidae. Gene Ontology annotation, cellular component: SAGA complex. Gene Ontology annotation, molecular function: transcription coactivator activity; protein heterodimerization activity. The record is from RefSeq and is a predicted model, not a curated record.